Messenger RNA from Mollisia scopiformis, 1097 nucleotides. RefSeq lists its product as uncharacterized. The coding region runs from base 81 to 824 and encodes 247 amino acids. The transcript has 3 exons. Lineage: Eukaryota; Fungi; Ascomycota; Leotiomycetes; Helotiales; Mollisiaceae. Gene Ontology annotation, cellular component: membrane. The record is from RefSeq and is a predicted model, not a curated record.
AUUUGAACUACCAACCUUUUCCACGGUGCUGAAAGCUUUCACAAUUUCACAGAAUAAUUGCGCCAGAUAAUCUCGAGAACAUGGAAGAACACAAUGGGUCUACUACACGGACACCUGUGUGGCUUCCAAUCGUAUUUGUUGCGCAAUUUGUUCUUGCAGUGAUCAUCCUGGGUCUCUCCGCCUACAUCAUUCAUGGCCUAUAUUUCGACACGAUGGGAUUCACGAUCUUCACUUCCCUCUUGACAUGGUUUGUCGUUGUUUAUAAUUUCACUACCAUCUAUGUUGGAUCCCUGAAGAGGUUCCGCAUUCAGUAUGCAGUGCUGGGUAUCGAUGCUGUUAUGAUGAUCUUUUGGCUUUCAGCAAUGGGGGCCUCUGCGGCACUGCGUGCCUCUUUCAAGUAUAGUGUCACAAUCGAUGGUUGUUACAACGAUGGCUCUCUGGUAAAUUCUUCUACGUGCGUAGUGGAACGAGGUAUGGAGAAAAGGGCAGCUGUUGCAACCUCAACUGGGCUUUCAGUCUUGAGCGCGAUUGCUGGUUUGUCUGCCUUGGAAAUGCUACUCUUAUUUGGAUGUCUCGUUUUCAAUGUGCUAGAGUGGAACAGAUCCAGAAAGCAAGCGUCUACAACUGCCGACACUCCACAGAAGGAACAUGAAGGAUAUCAAAUGGAAGCGUCUCAGCAAGUUUAUGAGCAAUCUUCUCAAGCUGAUGCGCACCAUGAAUCAUAUGGCCAGGCUCCAUAUGGCCCGCAGCCGAUUCCGCUGCAUGAGCACCGAACUUCGAUUCAACCACCAACGGGAUAUCAGCCAAACUUGCCUGCAUAUUAGAGCAUUGGAAGAAGGGGCAUUCGACGACGAGGUUUUCACUUGAUAAGUGCAUGCUUUAAAGUGGGGAAACCAAGGAACAAUGUCUCCGUUGGUGGAUGAUUGUUAGCAACUUGCGCAUGCGGGGCUGCUUUUCUCGUCGAGACAUGGUAAACCUUGUUUGGCUGCGAAGAUGGUUUGAUUGCGCGGUAAUAAUAAUCUAGGAGAGAAGAUACAAUUGGGUGCUGUUAUAGUUUUAUCCCGGCAUCGGAAUGUGAACGUCGUUGCCGUUGAUCA